ACCCACCCCCCUUCAGAAUUCAAUCCCACUCCUCGCCCCUCCCUGGUGCACGUGGUUUAAGCCUCUGCUCCCCAGUGCAGAAGAGGUGUCUGGACGAAUAUAAGCAUGAAGCGGUUCAUGGCGCUGCUUAGUAAGAAUGAAAACAAGGACCCUCCACAGGCCAAGCUGCUGGAUCUAGCAGGACAACUCUGUGGCGAUGUUCAGAGCGUGUCUCCCAGCCUGGAGAAGCUGGUUGAGGCAAUGAUGGGGUGCAAGCUUCAGGAAUAUUUCCUCACCAACAUCAGUGUAGUCCGAGCCUGUGUGCUUGUCCUUAUCCACAGGGGACAGCAUGACACAGCCUGCAGACUCCUGGAGUGUUGCAGGGUGAAAGAGAAGGAGGAGCUGGUGCAACUUUGGAAUGAGAUCCACUACCACAAAGACAUGGAGAAACACCACACAGAUUCCCUGACAUCGGUGCAGAAGUUCCGGUGCAGGAAGAGGAAUCCUCCACCAGUUUCCCUCUGUCCUGAAGGCACAACGAAUCGAAACUAUCCAGAAAAAGUGCGCCAAACGCUGCACAGAUUUGCUGCAACGGUGACAAUGUAUCCAAACAUGGAUCAGCGGGACACUUUGGCUCAGGAUACGAACUUGAAGCCAAGUCAGGUCUAUAACUGGUUUGCCAAUUACCGUCGUCGUCAAGGAGCGCAGCUCAGGUGGCUGGAAGAGCUCAUCAGUUCAACCGAUGAGGAGCCUUCAACUCGCCAAGCAAAACAUCAGCCUGAUAGUGGAUCCUUCAUUCCACAAUCUGCAGGCAUUGGCUCUGAACAGAAAGAGUUUAAUACCCUCAAGCCCUGUGGUCUGGGGUGGAAGCAAUCAGCUGUGGGUCUGGACUAUUCUGCUGAUGGGACCUUUUCAACGUUGCUGGAAUCCAGCUUUCUGCAGAGCAGUGCGUUACAGGAAAUGAGCUCAACUAAAACUUCUGUGACCCCUGUCAACAUGGAAGAGCCAGCAGCUUUCUGCACUAAGGCUGAGCACAGCAUAAGCUUUAGUUCUGCCACCAUGGAGACCGGACAGACAUCAAGUUACACUGCCACUGACCCCUGGCUGGAGAACUUUGUCCUGUGCUCCUGUGGCUCGCUUCCCUUCCAAACCAAACAUCUGGACACAAGGCAGCUAGCUUCCAGUGCAGAAGGAGUCUCCGGCAAGAGCAGCCAGGGUCCCACGUGGAGCCUUGGUACAGCAGGUGUCAGAGCUUCUAUGAGCAGGGUCCCUGGAGGUGGCUGUAUUGAGGCCAGUUCAGAAAGCAUCAGUCACCAGGCAGAUUUAGAGCUUGAAAGUUUCGUGCUUAGAGAAGGACAGCUAGGGUCCCUGGAAGCCAUUCUUCCCCACAGUUGGCCUGGUGCCUGCAGCUCAUGCCAGGACUAG
This is a messenger RNA of Mauremys mutica (yellowpond turtle), 1404 nucleotides long. Its product is annotated as anomalous homeobox protein-like. NCBI's taxonomy places the organism in Eukaryota, Metazoa, Chordata, Testudines, Geoemydidae. Gene Ontology annotation, molecular function: RNA polymerase II cis-regulatory region sequence-specific DNA binding; DNA-binding transcription factor activity, RNA polymerase II-specific. Bases 106 to 1404 code for a protein of 432 amino acids. Gene Ontology annotation, cellular component: transcription regulator complex; nucleus. The record is from RefSeq and is a predicted model, not a curated record. Gene Ontology annotation, biological process: regulation of transcription by RNA polymerase II. The transcript has 9 exons.